Molecule: messenger RNA, 1899 nt
Organism: Mercenaria mercenaria
Lineage: Eukaryota; Metazoa; Mollusca; Bivalvia; Venerida; Veneridae
Product: arylsulfatase B-like
Exons: 14
Coding region: 78-1454 (458 amino acids)
Source: RefSeq, a predicted model, not a curated record
GCUUUAUUACGUAGUUUGUGUUCUUUACAGACUGAGAAAUAUAAGGUCUGUAUCAGACAUUCAACGGAGAAAACAAGAUGAAAUUCUGUUGUCACACAGGAGUGAUUUUAUGUGUUUUAAUAUCCAAGUGUUUUGGAGAACAGCCGCCUCACAUUAUUUUUAUAGUUGCUGAUGAUUUAGGGUGGAAUGACGUUAGCUGGCAUAAUCCUACAAUGGUAACACCUAACCUCGGAGGUCUGGCUAAAAAUGGAGUAAUUUUGAAUUCGGCAUACGUACAAUAUGUCUGUACACCAACAAGAAGCUGUUUGAUGACUGGAAGAUAUCCAUUCCAUACAGGAAUGCAGAAUGGCAUUAUAAGGCCUUUGAAACCAGAUUUCCUGCCGACAGACUUUAAAACGUUACCUGAAGAACUUAAGAACUUGGGAUAUUCAACUCAUAUCGUUGGAAAAUGGCAUCUUGGCUACUGCAACUGGAAGUAUACACCAACAUAUCGUGGAUUCGAUUCCUUCUAUGGGUUUUACGGCGGCUCAGAGGGUUACUAUGAGCAUAUGAGAGCAAAAAGAUAUGAUUUCAGAUUUAACAAGGAAGUUUUUCAUCCUCCGAAAACCAAAUAUUCAGCGGAAUUGUUUGCAAACCGUGCCAUUGAUAUCAUCAACUCAGAAGAUCCGAAAUCAAAACCACUUUAUUUGUACAUUGCGUUUCAGUCGGUGCAUGACCCGUUACAGGUUCCUAAACAAUAUGAAAACAUUUAUCAAAAUAUCAGCUCCUCCACAAGAAAAACCUAUUGCGGGAUGGUAUCAGCACUAGAUGAUGCGGUUGGUAAUAUAACUGAUGCUUUACGGGAUAGAGGAUAUAUGAAUAACACACUUAUAGUGUUCACAACUGACAACGGCGGAUGCUUACGUAAAGCAGCAAGCAAUUAUCCACUGAGAGGCGGAAAAUCGACUUUAUGGGAAGGGGGUACAAAAGGGGUUGCAUUUGCCUACAGUAAAAACCUCCUAAAGAAAAGAGGAUAUGAAAAUACCGAGAUGAUACAUGCAGUUGACUGGUUUCCAACCAUUCUGUCACUUGCUGGCGGUACUCCAGACCCUUCUCUGGAUGGAGUCAAUCAAUGGCCGACUAUCAGUGCAGGGUUCAGAUCUGCACGGAACGAGUUUGUGUAUAAUAUUGACGAAGUUACAGAUCGUUCAGCAAUAAGGAUUGGCAAAUACAAGCUGAUUCAAGGACAGAUUGACGAACAAGGGUACAGGAAAGAAUUUCGGUUGUUUAACUUACAAAAAGACCCUUAUGAAAAAAAAGACAUCGCCGAACAAAACACACGUAUCGUACAGAAAUUAAGAGAUCAGUUGAACUUGCAUCGAAAGACACUAGUUCCUGCAAAAAUUGGAUCUCAUCAUGUACUUACUGAUCCCAAACUCUUUGACAAAAACAAUUUAAGUCCUGGUUGGUGUUGAGAAGCUAGUAAAACAAGAGGGCCAUGAUGGCCCUAUAUCGCUCACCUGAGUGAAAGAGAACAUAUGCAAUACUUAAUCAGAUUUGUGUUAUUGCUAAUAAUAACUGUGCUCAGUGAUAAUCCAGAGGGUGACUGUUCAUAACCAACAGGAUAUCAUUUCUAUGGCAAGCAAAAUUUUAAACAUUGCAGACCUUUUUGACUCAAAUAUGACAAACAUUUAUCAACUUAUAUUUUUUAUUUAUAGACAAUUUAACAUUUUAAACUUAUCAACACAUUCACAUGCUUGUGGUAAAAUAUAUUUGUUAGUCAUAAAUACUUAUAUGUUCAUUGUAGUGUAUGAAGAGGGCAAUCUAAUAAUGUAUAUGGUUACGGUAAGCAUUUGAAGCCUAAACCAUUUGCAAUAUUGUAUAUAGAGAAAAAAUUACAAUUAUAGUAAAUUAUAAAUU